Molecule: messenger RNA, 387 nt
Organism: Opisthorchis viverrini
Lineage: Eukaryota; Metazoa; Platyhelminthes; Trematoda; Opisthorchiida; Opisthorchiidae
Exons: 2
Coding region: 1-387 (128 amino acids)
Source: RefSeq, a predicted model, not a curated record
AUGCUCACACAUCAUAACGCGGAACCAACUUACACUGUACCAUCGCCAACGUCAAGGGCUGCGCGAACGCACAGUGCACACACACGCGACACCCGACAUGGGAAACCGACUGUGUCACGGUCUGGCGUGUACCACGCGCCCUACAAUGACAAGGCUGAACGCACUCAAACGAAAGCAGUCGGCCCCGACCCAAAGAUCAGAAGAGGGAAAGAAGUAUUAGCAGUUUGGAUACCCAGCCGUUCCACUUUCAAUCGUGGAAACUCAACUCAGUCUACAAAAACUUCAUGGGGUCUCAGCGGGCUAUACGAACUCCUUAAUCACGGCCCUCCUGCAUUUGCUGACAGUACCAUGGUCGAACCACCACGAGCCCUGGAGAGGAAGGAAUAG